GUGAGCGCCGCCUCUGUUCAGACAGAGAUCUGAGUGGAGUUGCGUUGUGUGGGCAAGGGCAGCGGGCACAUCACAGAGCCGUGCAGAAGAGGAAGCGAACAGGCGGCUGCAGUGUACCCCCACCCGCAUUUCCUGGGCAUGGAGGCACACGGAUAUGAUGGUGAGCGGGACACUUACCAAAUCGACUACCGGAGGAUCGUGGGGGACACAGAGCCAACCUGGUCCCGGCAUUCACCCAGGGAGGGCAAACACCCCCUGCACAUGCUGCCCAUCCAUGCCAACCCUCACGGGCACAGGCACGAGACGGCGGCCCAGCGCUACAGCGCCACCCGCAUCCAGGCCGGCUACGAGCCAGAGAGCAUGGCGGAUUACUUGAUCAGCGGAGGCACUGGCUACGUCCCAGAGGAUGGGCUCACUGCCCAGCAGCUCUUCUCCAUCGGAGACGGCCUCACGUACAAUGAUUUCCUGAUUCUACCAGGUUUCAUCGACUUCACGUCUGACGAAGUGGACUUGACCUCUGCUCUGACCAGGAAAAUCUCCUUGAAGACCCCACUGAUCUCCUCACCCAUGGACACUGUGACAGAGUCGUCUAUGGCCGUUGCCAUGGCGCUCAUGGGAGGCAUCGGCAUCAUCCACCACAACUGCACACCCGAGUUCCAAGCCAACGAGGUGCGGAAGGUCAAGAAAUUCGAGCAGGGCUUCAUCACAGAUCCCGUGGUCAUGAGCCCGCGUCACACCGUCGGUGACGUCUUUGAGGCCAAAGUGCGGCACGGCUUCUCCGGGAUCCCUGUCACCGAGACGGGCAAGAUGGGCAGCAAGCUAGUGGGCAUCGUAACCUCGCGCGACAUCGACUUCCUGUCCGAGAAGGACUAUGGCCGUGCCUUGGAGGAGACCAUGACCAAGAGGGAAGAUCUGGUCGUUGCACCUGCAGGGGUUACGCUGAAGGAGGCCAAUGACAUUCUGCAGCGCAGUAAGAAAGGGAAGCUGCCCAUUGUGAAUGACAGUGAUGAGCUGGUGGCCAUCAUCGCUCGCACGGACCUGAAAAAGAAUCGGGAUUACCCGCUGGCUUCCAAGGACUCGCGCAAGCAGCUGCUGUGUGGUGCUGCCAUUGGGACCCGGGAGGACGACAAGUACCGACUGGACCUGCUCAUGCAGGCCGGUGUGGAUGUGGUGGUUCUGGUGGGUUCGGGCCCUUCUGAUUCCUCGCAAGGGAACUCCGUUUAUCAGAUCAACAUGAUCAACUACAUUAAGCAGAAAUCGCCCGAGCUGCAGGUCAUCGGGGGCAACGUGGUGACAGCAGCACAGGCCAAGAACCUGAUCGAUGCCGGUGUGGACGCCCUUAGGGUGGGGAUGGGCUGCGGUUCCAUCUGCAUCACGCAGGAAGUGAUGGCAUGUGGUCGGCCGCAGGGGACCUCGGUCUACAAGGUGGCGGAGUAUGCGCGGCGCUUCGGGGUGCCUGUCAUCGCUGACGGCGGCAUCCAGACCGUGGGCCAUGUGGUCAAGGCGCUCGCCCUGGGGGCGUCGACGGUGAUGAUGGGCUCCCUGCUGGCCGCCACCACGGAGGCCCCUGGCGAAUAUUUCUUCUCGGACGGCGUUCGCCUGAAGAAGUAUCGCGGCAUGGGCUCACUGGAUGCCAUGGAGAAGAACAGCAGCAGCCAGAAGCGCUACUUCAGCGAGGGAGACAAGGUAAAGGUGGCCCAGGGGGUGUCCGGCUCCGUUCAGGACAAGGGAUCCAUCCACAAGUUUGUCCCCUACCUGAUCGCUGGGAUCCAACAUGGCUGCCAGGACAUCGGGGCCAAGAGCCUGUCCAUCCUGCGGUCAAUGAUGUACUCUGGGGAGCUGAAGUUUGAAAAGAGGACCAUGUCUGCGCAGGUGGAGGGGGGCGUGCACGGCCUGCACUCGUAUACCUAUGUUCCAUUUACGAGAAACGGCUGUACUGAAAGCGGAGAGAAUGCACUGACAAGGGCCGCCGCUGGGGCCACGAGCACAACCGUGCCCAGACAGAACGGACACCUCUGAAUAGCUUUUCACUACAGACUCGCACAAUCUGCGACCUGCGGAUAAUCAGGGCUGGGGCGCCUCUCCCACCCCUCCGGUGUCACCCCCGAGACACACGUUAAGGCUUACCCAAAGGAAACACCACCAUAAUCAGCCACCAAAACAACGACGCCGCACCCUGCGUCCUGGCAACCCCCUGUGUUAGUGGCUUUAAAUGCUACAUGGUGUGUGGCUGCAUUUCCCAUGAUGCCGUGCGACAGCCGGACAUUGCCUCGUGGCUGGUGGGCUCUCGACUGCCCCGGCCCGGAUACAGAUGUCCUCUCCCUGGCUUUGUGUGUGAUGUCACUCUCUACCUGGUGAUAUCGUCCUGGGCCUCGGUGCCAUUCUCUGCACUUCCUUGCAAAUACGGGUGAUGAGACUGAGAAUGUUUGCUCACGUUUCCCCCCCACCCCCCCCCCCCAUACCUAGCCCCCUUCUGCCCAUUUGCUGGAGCUUUUUCAUUAACCAAUCUGCGAACUCCUCCACUAUAAAGGGUCACCCCCCCCCCCUUUUCCUUGAGGAUUUAAUUUGAAGGACUCUUUGACAUUGUACUUUAUGGCACAAAAAGGAAACAAAAUCAAACAUAUGCACACAUCACAGAAUUGUCCAAGUCUACAUAACGUGUUUCAUCCUCCAGGUGUGUAUGUGGGGGUUUGGGGGGAGCCGUGACACCUGGGUGCUCCUGGGGGGUCAGGAGUGACAGGGCACUAACCGAAUGCUCCUACCAUGGUGUUUCAAAUGAUUAUAUUAUAAAAUUUGUUCAUCCUUUCUUUGCGUAACUCUUCUUCUGGUAGUUCCCUCUAGUGUUGUUUGCACUAGCUUUGGUUUAUUUUCAUCCCCCUUUUAUUAUGUGUGUCAUGUUUGUGGUUGUGGCACUGCUAGACUCCAUCAUCACACUGGGGUUGCUGCGGAGCUCUGUGUUCCAUCCAUCCAUCCACUGUCCAACCCGCUUAUCCUACUGGGUCGCGGGGGGUCCGGAGCCUAUCCCGGAACCAAUGGGCACGGAGCUCUGUGUUUUGUAGCUUAAACAGAACGUGACGUUUCCAGCUUUCAUUUUUCGGUGGUUUUAGCUGACCGUGUUGGCACUUUGCUGGCGCCUGCUGUAGACUUAGCGGCCAAUAGCAGGGGGAGCAGUGUCCCGUAGGGGGCUCUGCUCUCGACCGGCUCUGUUUUUGUUGCCCCGACCAGAACAGGACACGCGUCAGCAAUGAUACAAUCUUUUCAUUUAGUUACAGUGUCAGAUCACAUUUAAGGGCUCCGGCUGCAGUCUGAUCCCGCUGCGCGUGUCAGUGUGGGACUCAGCAGCCUCAACCUUCCCAAGACCGACCGUCUUGCUGUCUCACAAGCUUCUUUUUCCGUUUCCGCUGCAUAGGUCUGUUUGUCGUCCAGCUUCAUGGGUCGGCUUUUAUGCUUUUUUUACACUGUAUAUCAUGUCUCCACUUAUGUCCUGUCUUUCUUUAGACUGAAUCUUAUAUAUUGUAAAAAAAAAAAUAAAGUCCCCUUUUUAAAACUA
Messenger RNA from Paramormyrops kingsleyae, 3550 nucleotides. RefSeq names its product inosine-5'-monophosphate dehydrogenase 1b-like. Gene Ontology annotation, biological process: GTP biosynthetic process. Gene Ontology annotation, cellular component: cytoplasm. Gene Ontology annotation, molecular function: IMP dehydrogenase activity. The record is from RefSeq and is a predicted model, not a curated record. NCBI's taxonomy places the organism in Eukaryota, Metazoa, Chordata, Actinopteri, Osteoglossiformes, Mormyridae.